UCCGAGUUAGCUACUGCUGUGAGUGCUCUCAACGCAGAAUGACAACAAGGUCCUGGCAGCCUAUCUGUUACGUACUGGUGCUUGCGCUUUCCUCCUGCCAACGGGCGUCGUGCUCGAUAGAGGGUAACCCGGUACCGUCGACCGCUGCUGCUACUACUGCGGUCCUCUCCCUCUCCGACUCGGCUCCUCCGGACAAUCAUCAUCGGCAGCAGGUUCCGGAGACCGACGAUAUCGGCGGAGGGGAUCCCGACAGCUGCCUAGGCUCUCAGCACCAGCACCAGCGACAGCGGGGGGAGGACAUGGUGGUGGAUGGGGAGGAAGGGACGAACAAAAAUCCUCACUCUCCACCUGCUUUGGACGGGGACGAGGCGGUGGAAGUCCUCAAGGAUGAAGAAGCUGCAGCGGCUUCGACGACGACAGCUCCCGGGUCAACCGCCGAUGAUAUGGAGGACAAGGGGCAGGAGGGGGUAGAUAGCAGCAGCAUCCCGGAGAGAUACAUCGUAGGGUGCGGAGGCGACGUAGCGGAAGCUGGCAGACGAUGGAAGGCGACUGUCGAGUGGAGAAAAGAGAACAAGGUGGACGAGAUUUUGGAGACACCGCAGCCUCACUUUCACGAAUGCAGGCAAGUGUUCCCCGUGUUCUUGCACGGGCGGAGCCGGAAGGGGAUGCCGGUACUGUGGGAGCGCAUCGGUAAGGUUGAUCUGGCGAAGGCGAACGAGCUGGAGCUGCCCCUGUCGGUGCUGACGCCGAACUACGUCUUCCUCAACGAGUGCGUGUGGAGAUUGAUCCUGGACAGGGGUGAAAACGACAACGAUGACGCCCAGUUCAUCACGGUGGAGGACGUCGCCGGAGUCCGGCCGUGGCACCUCACUCCCAAGGUUCUUUCGGUCCUGCGCGCGCUAACCGGGACAAUGAAGGCGCACUACGUCGAGAGGUGUCACAAAUCGUACAUUAUCAAUGCCCCGCGAGCGUUCACGGCUCUGUGGCGUGUAGUCUCGGCCAUGCUAGACACCAGAACUCGUGCCAAGAUUUCUAUUUUGGGAACGAACUACCUAGAGGAGAUGAAGGAGGAGAUCGAUAUUUCCCAGAUUCCGCCAGAGUACGGCGGGAGCAGCGGCAGGGCUAUCGACGACUCGGACGAUGAAAGGAAGAUCCAAGCGCUAGUAGCUCUGCUCAACUCGGCGGCGGAAGGACAGGGAAUGGCGCCGAAAGCUGCCGGAGAUGAUGGGAAAUCGGCAUACCUCACCGGAAAGAGUUAAGACGGAAGCUGACGGGAUUGCUCGCGGCAGUUUUGGACACCAGCCGGUCGAGUACAGCGCAUUGUAUAUUGGAGGUUUUGACGGUUUGUGCACGAGGAGAAACGGCGUGGGUGACGGCUGGAGCAGCAGACGAACCCUGUGCUGCUCCGAUCAACGUAUGUUGACCGGUGACCGAGGCGGAGAGGGUGUGUGUGUGUGUGGCCAGACCGGAAGGAUCUCACGGGAUCCGUUGCGUAGAGCUUGAGCUAGCUGAUGGAAGAACCGGUCCAGGAGCCACCGCACGCAGCAGUGUGAAGAUGCUUUGGUAGUGUUGGGCUGCUUAAUGCGCCGUGGGAGACAAGCACGUGGGUGUGAUACGUGGCGUGCUCGUUUUUGAGGUUUACCUAGCUAUUCAUUGUUUGUGGCCAUUGUAUGUGAUCGACCCGGAUGUGGUACAAGCAAGUCGAUAGAGAUGGGAGCAGUUUUCAACUUUAGAAGCAACGACGACGAUACAUUCCCCGGGGUAUCAUGCUCUUCGCAAGUGUCAUUGCUGUGCGCUUAUCGUUGCCACCUAGAUCGACCGGAUACUUACACAGGACCCGGGUGAAGGUUGCCCAGUCAGCCGAAGCCCCCCCCCCUCUUGUGGUGUGCGGGUGCUGUCUGAUGGUGUUCGCUGUUGUGGCAUGCUUUGCCAUGCGUAGUGUGCCUAGGCUAUUUUCUGUGGCCUAUUGUGUGACCCCGGCUGAUACGUCAGAUACACACUCCACGGACGGCGUGUAGACCGGCGCCUGAACAGGUGGAUUGGACGAACACACACACAUACGUAGGCUCUUUAUCUUGUGAUCGUGGUGUGCACACAGAAGUUGGUGUUGGUGGUUGCUGGUGGUGGUACCAAGUGGAGCAAUUUUGUUUUUUGUGGCUAGUCUAGCUGAAGUCCGCCGCACGAAGGCGUCCUCGAAACAACACGGGCACAAGUAAUAGCGCACGCAGGGAUUGUUGGGGAUUGCAAGGUUGUGUUUACAAGGGAGACAAGCGGUUUCCAAACCCGUCCCUCGAAGCCCGCCCACAUGCCUAGGACUCUUGUAGCACCUCCUCACAACAGGGGACAAUAUGUUGUUGCUGAUAGGUAGCGUUCCGUGACGAUUCCGAGAUAGAGCUGUCGUUGCUGUACGAGAGUUGUUCUGUUCUCCGCGUAUCGUGUUGACGAGGGAGAUAAAACCUGUGCUCGCAUGAAUCCACGUAUGUAACACAUGAGGGAAAAUGGGGGAAGACUACAAAUAAAAACACGGGGUUGUCUUCCCGCAUGCACGUCUGGCCGUGGGUUACGAACCCCGUUGCGUCGCCGUGGAAGCGCUCUUUUAGCUUUUAGCACUGUCAAGGGCGACAGACCAGCGGCGUUGCUUCAGAGACACCACAGCGUAGUCGAUCCGAAAUGCAGACAAAACUUAAAACUUCCCUCCACUGGUAUGUAGUGCUUCACCAGUCAGACGCAAAGAGGCAGAGGAAAACAGGUAGGUCCGUCUGGGUAUCAUCUGCCUCAGCCCCGAAAGCUUGAACCGAAUCAAGACGGUAGUCUUCCGCAGGAGCUCCGCACAGGGUAUCAUCUUCACUGUUGAUAUUUUUCAGACGCGUCUCGUCUCGCUCACAAUACAACCCCCAAAUUACGGACCCUCCGGUGCUAAACAAAUACUGUACCGGACAAGACUCGGGUCUGGUCCCCGUCCCCUCCCGCCCGACCUCCAUCGCACACUGCUGUCACAUAAGAGCUAUUUUUCUAGACUAAGAAACAUAGAAAACAAAGAUAAGAGAGCGUUGCUUUCUUGUUUUCGAUUCAGGAAGGAUUCGGCAACAAGCAAACAUCCAGGAACUCGCCACCCCACACGACACAUGCAUGCCUACGCUGCUUGCUGUCCUACGCAAAACCGAUCCCCAAGCACCCUCACCCCACCCCACGAAGAUGAUCCCCAAGCCGCCCCGCUGUAGGUGCUACUGUCGCGACAGCCGUAGAUUCUGCUGCCGCUACAGCUGUAGGUGCUGCUGCCGCGGGCUUUCCACGGUGGGGAACGCCGCCGCCCACCGAACCGCUCUGGUGUGACUGACCUCUCUCUCUCACGCGCACUUGCAUGCCCAAGCCGCCGCACAAAAUCUUUGCACAGAGCUCUCUCAGUUCACGCAAAAGCGCCACAGCUCUCUCGAGGACCCAUGGGUCGCACGCAAGGAGAGGGGGAGUGGGUGUGCCCUUCCCUUCGGCCCGACAAAGGAAAUAGAAAACAAAAGAAUACAUAUGAGAGGCUGGAUGGCAUUUGGCCAGCAACUCGUGUAGUUCGUAUGUACGUCGUAAGUGACCGGUCCUGAUGUCAGGAUGCCGCCCUGCGCCAAAUCCAUCAGGACUCCCUCCCUGUAUUGCCCCCAACCCCUAUUCACGAUAAACACAGCAACUCUAGCACACAUAACACACGAAAGCAAGGACGUUCGGCCUUGAUGGGAAAAUUGAUCUGGCGAAACAUUCAAGCAACCGAUAACCCCCGUCGAGGUCAAUGGUCUAA
Ectocarpus sp. CCAP 1310/34 is the source of this 3784-nucleotide messenger RNA. The record is from the annotation of a GenBank genome assembly. Lineage: Eukaryota; Phaeophyceae; Ectocarpales; Ectocarpaceae.